AUGCCCCAAAGCCAGCGAAGAGGACCAUGGGUUCCAGAGGAAGACCAAACAUUACUGCAGCUGGUCAGCAGUCAGGGACCAAACAACUGGGUCCGUAUCUCACAACACAUGAAGUACCGGUCACCAAAGCAAUGCAGAGAACGAUUCCACCAGAACCUCAAGCCUACGCUCAACCACGACCCCAUCUCGGCUGAGGAAGGGCUCAUAAUCGAACGACUGGUGAGCGAGAUGGGCAAGCGGUGGGCAGAGAUCGCCAGGAGACUCGGCAACCGGAGUGACAACGCCGUAAAGAACUGGUGGAACGGCAGCGUGAACCGAAAGCGUAGAGGCAUGGCGGUCGGCGGCGGUGCUGCCUCGCAUUCUCCAUCUUCCUCUUCUCCCUCAAGGACACCAAACGGGCGGGUCGAACCCCCAUACCAGAAGGCAUCUUCCAGGUCUCCCCCUGCACAGUACCGGUGUCCACGCUCGGAGCACGCAAUCUACGGCCAAUCUUCUCACAUGGACAGGCAACGAUCGUGGACUUCAAUCUCAGACUAUCAGGCCCAGCAGCAGCAUCAGCAGGACGAGAGGGAUUACCACCAGUCGCGCAUUCAUUCGCCUCGUCCACUGGAGUACCGCUCUUCGCUAUAUGACCUGCCCAAGGAUAACGUGAACAACGCAAGGUGGCAGCAGUGUAACUCACAACCACAGUCACCGGCCACCGGACGACGGCUUCUGACUCCUAUCUUCACCACGCGCAACUCAAACCAAUCAACCGACUCGGCCAUGACAUCGCCUGCAUUCUCGGAGCUCUCUCACGCUCCGUCUCUCGGUGGCCCUCCAUCCAUGGUCUCGGACCACAACUCGGUCGCCUCCGCCUCGCCAAAGACAGUCACCUCCCCAUCUGCACUCACUACCCCGGUUGAAAUCCACCACAGCCACCAUCGUUCCUCAUCAUCUGCAUCUUCCUACGACGAAAGACGGCGAGGCAGUGCCCCGUUGAUAUCGUCUUUCGCUAAACCACACCAUUCAACCGACAAUCUUCUCUACCAGCCACACCCAAUACAAUCAUCGCUACGGCACCACCAGCACUCUAUAUCUGCACCACAUAAUCAGCUACCCCCAAUUUCGGAUCUUGAAAAGCCUUCUUCUACUUCGCGUGAUUCUCGGAUGGGUCUCCAAGCAUUGCUCAACUAA
Microsporum canis CBS 113480 is the source of this 1176-nucleotide messenger RNA. RefSeq names its product FlbD. Gene Ontology annotation, molecular function: DNA-binding transcription factor activity, RNA polymerase II-specific; RNA polymerase II cis-regulatory region sequence-specific DNA binding. The transcript has a single exon. The record is from RefSeq and is a predicted model, not a curated record. Gene Ontology annotation, biological process: positive regulation of transcription by RNA polymerase II; mitotic cell cycle. Bases 1 to 1176 code for a protein of 391 amino acids. Lineage: Eukaryota; Fungi; Ascomycota; Eurotiomycetes; Onygenales; Arthrodermataceae. Gene Ontology annotation, cellular component: nucleus.